Solanum stenotomum is the source of this 1087-nucleotide messenger RNA. Its product is annotated as ras-related protein RHN1. Bases 187 to 789 code for a protein of 200 amino acids. Gene Ontology annotation, molecular function: GTPase activity; GTP binding. The record is from RefSeq and is a predicted model, not a curated record. The transcript has 7 exons. Lineage: Eukaryota; Viridiplantae; Streptophyta; Magnoliopsida; Solanales; Solanaceae.
AAGGUCUGGUCUGUGGCUGAUAAGAAAAGUCCAAAUAGAACAGUGGAAUUAUUAUUAUCAUUUGGUGUACAACAACUAUAUUUGUUACUAUUUCUUCUUCACUUCUGCAUUAAGAAAACAACAGAUCCCUUCUCCCUCUCUAAAUUCUCCAUUUUUCUUCCUCAUUUUUUUUUACAAAUUUUAUUCAUGGCAUCCACUGGGCACACCAAUCUCAAUGCAAAACUUGUAUUGUUAGGUGACAUGGGAGCUGGUAAAUCAAGCUUGGUUAUACGAUUCAUAAAGGGCCAAUUCCUUGAAUUUCAAGAAUCAACGAUUGGGGCGGCUUUCUUUUCGUCUACACUGGCAGUUAAUAAUGCUACGGUGAAGUUUGAGAUAUGGGAUACUGCUGGGCAGGAGAGGUACCAUAGCUUAGCACCUAUGUAUUAUAGAGGAGCUGCAGCUGCUAUAAUUGUCUAUGAUAUCACUAGCUCGGAUUCAUUUGCAAAGGCAAAGAAAUGGGUGCAAGAAUUGCAGAAGCAAGGUAAUUCUAACAUGAUCAUGGCUCUUGCUGGCAAUAAGGCAGAUCUAGAAGAUCGAAGGAACGUUCCUGCAGAAGAGGCACGCUUGUACGCGGAGGAAAAUGGCCUCUUUUUCAUGGAGACCUCUGCCAAAACUGCUGUGAAUGUCAAUGAUAUUUUCUAUGAAAUAGCUAAACGGUUGCCUACAGCUCAACCCACUCAAAAUCCAGCAGGAAUGGUUCUUGAAAACAGACCAGCAGAAGGAUCUCGAACUGCAUCAUGUUGUACUUGAAAAUCAUCAUCUCUCAUAAAUUCAUUGAACCUUUCCUAAUCCUUGUCUAGAGUUCACUUGUUCUUUCAUGCUGUGCUUGUACCGAUGAACAUGAAGUCUGGAAAGUGGGAGUGGCAUGGUUCAUAGGGAGUAGAAUAUGUAAAAAAAAAACGAUUUCUUUAGAAGUUCCCUUUAUAGAGGCAGGAGGCACCUGAUUUAGUGCACAUUGGCUUGGUCCUCACCUCAUGCUUCUUGUUUCUUUCUUUUCCUAUUUUGUAAAUGAUUCUAAUUUCCAUCAACCUUUACCUCUACAUUUCCA